Molecule: messenger RNA, 1491 nt
Organism: Trichoderma aggressivum f. europaeum
Lineage: Eukaryota; Fungi; Ascomycota; Sordariomycetes; Hypocreales; Hypocreaceae
Exons: 3
Coding region: 1-1491 (496 amino acids)
Biological process (GO): mitochondrion organization
Cellular component (GO): mitochondrion; cytoplasm
Source: RefSeq, a predicted model, not a curated record
AUGCGUGAGAUUGUCACCCUCCAGCUAGGCAAUCUGAGCAACUAUGUCGCCACCCACUUCUGGAACACGCAGGAAUCCUACUUUACAUAUGCAGAAGACGAAAAGUCGCUCGUGGACCACAACAUCCACUGGAGGGCCGGCAUUGGCGAGGAUGGCUCCGACACGUUUCUGCCGCGGGCCGUCGUGUAUGACUUGAAGGGCGCGUUUGGGCCGCUGCGAAAGGUCAAUCCCAUGUAUGAUGUUGCGCCGGGUCAGGAUGUUGCCCUGGCUUCGCUGUGGCCUGGUCAACCGGCGGUUCAUAAGCAGAGCCCGCUGUCCUUAAUCGACUACCAGAGAGAUUUCGAUGCCGGCGUCAAGCCAGGCAAGCUCAAGGCCUCCGAUGUGCGGUACUGGUCCGACUAUUCGCGGGUCUACUACCACCCCAAGUCGCUCAUCCAGCUGUACGACUUUGAGCUGCACUCCAGCAUCAUGCCCUUUGAGCGCUUCGAAACGGGCGUCGAGCUGUUUGAGUCGCUGGAGAAGGAGAAUGAAAUGGUGGACAGGGACUGGCGGCCGUUUGUGGAGGAGUGCGACCAGAUGCAGGGCGUGCAGGUGUACACGACGCUGGACGAUGCGUGGGGAGGCUUCGCCAGUUCGUAUCUCGAGGCGUUGCGGGAUGAGCAUCCCAAGACGUGUAUCUGGGUCUGGGGCCUGCAGAGCCCCGUGGCGACGAUUGUGAGGGAGAAGAGACGGCUGAGGCUGGCCAACACGGCGAUGAGUCUGAAUCAAGCGUGUGCCCAGGCUUCCAUGGUGGUGCCCCUGGGUCUUCCCGACUCUCGUGUUCCAUCUGGCAUUGCUGUCGACAGCAGCUCGGCGUGGAACGUCUCUGCACUGCUCGCCACAGCUACGGAGACGGCCUCGCUGCAAUCCCGGCUGCGUCUUGACGGGAGCUCGCAGCCUCUAGGUAUGGCUGACAUGGCGCAGUGCUUGAACGUCUCUGGCCGCCAGACUCUAGCAAACAUGCGCAUGACUGUUGGGCCACAGGCCGAACUGGACUUGGACGAGCCUCCUGAAUUGGACUUGUCGCAGAUUGGAAGCUCAAAAGAUGGAGUCAAGAUGGGGAACAACAGUCGGGCAUUUGGCAGACUAUCGUCUCUCCGAGUACCCGAGGACUCUAGCAAGGACUCUGCAGCUGAAUAUAUAAAGGACCAGCGCCCCAUCAUCGGAAACACCGUUGUUCGAAACUACAAAACUUCUCUCCUCUACCCCCUCCUCGACAGCUUCCCCUCAAUAUACAACUACGACCUCCACAACCGCGAGAGCAUCCCCGUACGCACAACCAUCGCCUCAGAAGGCUCCAUCGUGUACAAGAUGAAGAACCUGCGCUCGCAAGUAACCCCAUUCAUCUCACUAGAAGAGCGCGAGAACCUGGUCAACGGCUUGGCGGACCUGGGAGCCGCCUAUGAGGAUGACUGGUCAAGCGGUAGCGAUGAAGACGACGACGAUCUUUGA